Molecule: messenger RNA, 1194 nt
Organism: Prorocentrum cordatum
Lineage: Eukaryota; Dinophyceae; Prorocentrales; Prorocentraceae
Source: the annotation of a GenBank genome assembly
AUGGUUCGCGGCGCUGCAGUGGGCGCACACGGCACUCCGAAGCGCAAGCCCGCCGCUGCCACGAUCCGCCGGCCCGCCGCAGCGACUCCGAACAUUCCCGUGAAGAUCAAGUUCCGUAAGUUCAGCCAGAAGAAGCGGAACAAGCGGAGUUCGCAGGAGCGGUCGAAGAAGAGUUUGGCGAUGGCCCGCAAGGCGAGGGCAGCGUGGAAGCGCAAGAGGGCGGCCCUGGAGCGCACCGGCGUUUUCUACACUCCGACCGAGCAGAAAGGCGCUGAUACGGUGCGUCGCGGGCGGGUUGCCAAGGCGGAGCGGUGGACGUUUGACGAGAUACUUGCCGUGGACGACGCGGCCGCUUACUGGAUGCUCGUGAAGACCGGUUUCCUCCAGGACCUCCGCAACGCGGAAUGCGCAGGCUGCCAGUGGCCCUUGGGUAAGACGUACUUCCGCGGCAAGCGUCGCCCUGGGGUGCAGUGCUACAGGCGCGGUUGCCGCGAGUUUAACAGGGCAACAUUUGGGACUUGGGCAGACCACGAGAUCCCAAUGAAGAAGCUCGCCGCCUUGGCGUGGCUCGCAAGCGGGCAAUUGACAUGUCAGAUACAUGAGGAUGACGCAGCGCAGCUGACAGGAGUGGCGCACAGGACUUGCGAGGAGGUCUUUGACGCCUUGCGCGACGUCAUUGCUAUCGGCAGUAAGAUGGAGCAGCGCGAUGUCGUGUUCUCUGGGCAGUGCGAGGUGGAUGCUGCGACUCUGCGCACCGUGACGCUCAACAAUGGCCGGCUGCUCCAUGUCCGCUACUUCGGCAUGUCCCGCCGCGGAGAUCGAAAGUCCACGGUGAUAUACCCGCUCCCUUUGUACACCACGCCGAAAGGGGGGAAGACCAGGCCCGAGAGCAUCGCCGAGACGGAGGACCUCAUGAUCAAACACACUGCCGGCGGCAACGCGGUCAUCUGGCACUCUGAUGGUGCCCGCGUGCUCGCGUGCUGCGGGGGCACGGAGCUCCAGGAUGGUUUGUGGAAGCACCUCGAGCGCAGGAUCCCGACGCAGCUCCGCGCGAUCGACAGUCUCUCCACUGGGGCGUUGGAGAAAUGGGCUCACGAGUGGGCUUGGAGGCACCGCCGCGGGGACCAGGCGUGCCUCUUCAGUGAGCUCGGGCUGACGGUCAUGCACGCCAGGAUGAACGGGGACGCGUGGUGA